This is a messenger RNA of Raphanus sativus (radish), 3458 nucleotides long. Its product is annotated as PWWP domain-containing protein 1. Bases 127 to 3279 code for a protein of 1050 amino acids. The record is from RefSeq and is a predicted model, not a curated record. Lineage: Eukaryota; Viridiplantae; Streptophyta; Magnoliopsida; Brassicales; Brassicaceae. The transcript has 2 exons.
UUUCCUCAUUUUCUUGGGUUCAAAUCCGUCUCUCUCAUUUUCUCCUCUAUCUACAACCGAUAGGAUUGAAGUUUCUAGGGUUCGUCAUUUUGCGAAAGCUCAAAUUCGUCUCGUGUGGUGUUCGCAAUGGACGAAGAUCCUGAGAUUCCCCAACAAACUAAUCCAAUCGAAGAUCCCGAGGUGAUUCCGACGCUCUCAGGUGAUGCUGCUGAUGUUGAUUCGAGCCUGGAUGCUGCAGCAGCUUCUUCUUCUUCACCUACGGAGCUCGAUUCAUCGGUUGCUGACGACGACGGCGACGGCGGUGCUAGGGUUUCCGAGAGCGAGAGAUCGGAGAAGAAGCCUGAUCUCACUGCGACUAACGAGGAAGACGACGUAAGCGAAACGGAGCCUAGGGUUUCUGAGAUUAUUAAGAGCGAGGAUGAGAUUGACAAGUCUGAUGACAGUCCCGAGCUUCAUAAACAAGAAGAUGAUAAUGAUGAUGAGGUUGGAUCCGAAGCUGAUGACGUGGCGUUCGAGGAAGAAGAAAAGCGAGGAGCUUUAGAGAAACCGGCGGUUACGGAUUACAAAUCUCUCUUAUCCGAGUUCGACGAUUACGUGGCGAGCGAGAAGAUGGGCUCCGGAGUGUCCAGAGCCUUGAGCUACGGGUUCCAAGUGGGAGACUUGGUGUGGGGGAAAGUAAAGUCUCACCCUUGGUGGCCUGGCCACAUCUUCAACGAAGCCUUCGCGUCUCCCUCCGUUCGCCGCAUGAGGAGAGUGGACCACGUCCUCGUCGCCUUCUUCGGCGACAGCAGUUACGGAUGGUUCGAUCCCGCCGAGCUCAUCCCCUUCGAGCCUCAUUUACCCGAGAAGGCGCACCAGACGGCCGCCAAGCACUUUGUGAGAGCUGUGGAGGAAGCUGUGGACGAGGCGAGUAGGAGGUCGGCGCUUGGGCUGACUUGUAAAUGCAGGAACCCGUAUAACUUUAGGGCGACUAGUGUUCAGGAUUACUUCUCUGUUGAUGUCCCGGAUUACGAGGUUCAAGGGGUUUACUCUUGGGAGCAGAUUAAGAAAGCGAGGGAUGAGUUUUCGCCUGCUGAGGCUUUAUCGUUUGUGAAAGGGUUGGCUUUAGCGCCUCGGGAGUGUGAUGAUGAUGAUGAUGAUGAGAGUUUGGGUUUUUUGAAGAAGAAAGCGGCGGUUUCUGCUUUCCGCAAGGCAGUGUUUGAGGAGUUCGAUGAAACGUAUUCGCAGGCUUUUGGGUCGAAGUCUGUGCGUGCUUCGGUGACUUCGAAUGAACCCCAUAAUAGAACACCCUCUCGAGCUCCCUUGAGUGGCCCGCUGGUGAUAGCAGAAACUCUAGGUGUACCGAAGAGCUCUAAGACCCCCACAAAGGUUAAGGAUUCGAAGAAACAAGACAAGUAUCUUCUCAAACGCAGAGAUGAAGCUGGUGAUAAGAAUGUUCCAUUGGGCCAAGUCGAAGCAAGUUCAAGCACGGGCGUUGGUGGAUCUUCGGACGGGGACUCUGUGCUACUGAGAAGAGUGUCAAAGCUUCAAAGUCCAAUAAAAGAUGAGCAGCCUGGGAUUGUGAGCAUGGAUUCCAACUCUUCAAGUGCAGCUAUUCCUGGGACUGUUCCAAAGCUCUCUCUUGAUGAAGAAAAGGAUGUAGCUGAAGAAUCAGCAGAGAAAACGGAAGAAAGAACUGUAGUAAAUCCAGAGCAUGUGAAAUCUGAAGCUAUGGCGCCUCUUAAGCAAGAGGCUGGACCGGAUUCAGCUGGAAGCUCUCUCCAGCCCCUGAUUGAGUCUCCUCGAGGUUCCACAGGAUCUAUAAUCAAGAAACUCAAAGCUGCUAAACGAUCUUCAAGCGAAAUGGGCACUGAGAAUCCUCCUUCAGAGCCAGUAAAGAAAAAGAAAAAGAUGAAAGAGCCCAACUCUAAUCUUCCGAGAAAGAGAAAGCUUCCAUUAUCUUCUGGGGAGCCUGUAGCCAAGAAACUGCCCCAGCUUGGUUCAGCGCACUUACACACCUAUAUGGAAGCUGAUGUGCCGAAGCUACUGGGUCAUCUGCAAGAUCUCUGUAUUGAACCUUUCUCUGGUUCAUCAGUUGCUUCUUUUGGAGCUGCUAGGAAGUUUUUUAUCCGUUUCCGUUCACUUAAUUACCAGAAAAGCUUGUCUGUAUCUUCAUCUGAUGCUACUUCUGCCUUAAACGCCAAAGACUCAAAACCUGGCAAGACCGUGAACAGAACCGAAGACCCAUCAAAAGCUGGCAAAAAACGCCUCUCAUCUGAUCGUCAAGACGAGAUCCCAUUAGUUAAGAAGCUGAAGAAAACUAAUCAGUUGAAACCAAUGGCGUCUGAGAAACUGAUUAAACGAGAAGCAAAGGAGACUAUAAAACCAGUAAGAGAGCAAAGCGGUGCGGUUCAAGCAAGACCACUAAAGCCUCAAACCGGGAAGAAAACGGCUCCAUCAGCAAAGGUGGUGGAACCCACAAUGCUCGUCAUGAAGUUUCCACCAGGCACAUCUCUUCCUUCACCUGCACUGCUAAAGGCGAGGUUUGGUCGGUUCGGGCUGUUGGAUCAGUCAGCCAUCAGGGUGUUCUGGAAAUCAUCGACAUGCCGCGUUGUCUUCCUGUAUAAAGCCGAUGCACAGACUGCUUUUAGAUAUGCAACGGGAAACAACUCUCUCUUUAGUAACGUGAACGUAAGGUACUUCCUCCGUGACGUUGACGCUCCUAAAGCCGAGACUCAAGAACAAGAAAACGCAAAGGAAGAUGAUGAGCCACAGAGCCAAGUGCCAGACCCAACAUCGCCACGUUACCAACCAAAACUGCCACCACCGCCAAAGAGCAACCUCAAAUCCUGCCUGAAGAAAUUGGGAGAUGACACUAGCAGUAACCGCCCAAGAGUCAAAUUCAUGUUGGAAGGUGAAGAAAACUCGAGUAAAGCAACCACCACCAACGAGCCAUCGAAUAGAAACGAUGGACCUUCUUCAUCAUCUUUUGGAAUGGAAUUUGUAAGUAAGAAGUUUCAAAACGUUGUUCAUCAUCAUCAACAUCAACAGCUUCCUCCUCCUUCAACAUUGCCACCAAUUCUUCCUCUCCCUCCACAAUACUCAAAGCCCAUUAAAACAGUAGACCAUGUUGAACCACCUAUGCCACCACCACCACCUUCUAGAAGCUUUCCUGGUCCGAGCUCAGCGGUUGGUGCCGGAGACAUCUCUCACCAAAUGCUCAACCUUUUGUCGAAAUGCAACGACGUAGUGGCUAACGUGACAGGCUUGUUGGGCUAUGUUCCUUACCACCCAUUGUGAAAAAAAAAAGAAAAAAAAAAGAACAAAGCCCUUUGAGAGAUCAAAAGAACUGUUGCUUUUUUGGUAUUCCUCCUGUGUUGGUUCUGGUUGAUAUAUUGUGUGUUAGAUGUUGAGUCGACUUUAUUAUUUGUUUCAGUCAUGUAUUACAAUGGAUCUUUACAAACACUGCCAUUACCAUA